AUGAUUGAAAGCAGCUUCAAUCCAACAUUCAUACUUUUACUGCAUUUUAGUCCACCUAAUUAUGUAUUAUUAUCCAACACCGUUGAUACGAACGGCAAAGGCACAAUAAAAUGUGCAAUAGCUGUUAAAAUGGUUGCUCGUCAAGCUGGAAUGAAAUCGAUUAAUGACAUAAUUUUUCUUUACCGUACGCAAAGACCACCACCAUCGUAUUACAUGAUUGGCGAAAUCAAUGGAUUAUAUAUGUGUAUUCAACAUGGUAUUGUACCACCGACGAUACAAAAACUUCAUCAACCUAUACAAAUACCAGUCAAUUAUUCUGAACAACAAAAAAAUUCUUAUAAAUCAACAACCACACAUGGAUAUGUACAAGAAAAUCCAUCUAUAGAAGGUAUGCGAUUUUCCAUAGAGCUAAAACACUGA
This is a messenger RNA of Rotaria sp. Silwood1, 420 nucleotides long. NCBI's taxonomy places the organism in Eukaryota, Metazoa, Rotifera, Eurotatoria, Philodinida, Philodinidae. The record is from the annotation of a GenBank genome assembly.